AUGGGAAGCACCAGCCCGUCGGAGUUUGUAUGGAUCCGACUGCAGGAUUGGGACCCUGCUGCUGCCCCACAGGGAGUAGACAAGAUAAUUGGGGGAUACGAGUGCAGCCCCCAUUCACAGCCCUGGCAGGUUUCCCUGAACACUGGGUACCAUUUCUGUGGCGGAUCCCUCAUCGCGGACCAGUGGGUGCUGUCAGCUGCCCACUGCUGGUACUACCCCGACUCCAUGCAGGUGAUCCUGGGAGACCACAACAUCCAGGUCUUUGAACACACCGAGCACCUGAUGCGCAUCGAGACCAUCGUGUUGCACCCCAGCUAUGACGAGCAGACACUGGACCACGACAUCAUGCUCAUCAAACUGGCCCACCGCAUCCAGCCGGAUGCCUACGUGCAACCCGUUCCCCUGCCGACCGCCUGCCCAGAGGUUGGGUCUCUCUGCAUGGUGUCAGGAUGGGGUAACAUCCUCAGCGAUGGCUUGCUAAGCGCCAAGAACCUGCAGUGUGUCGAAGUUCCCAUUGUGAGCGACCAGGUGUGUGAGCGCUCCUACCCCGGGAUGAUCACCAGCACCAUGAUGUGCGCUGGGUACCUGGAAGGAGGCAAGGAUGCAUGCCAGGGAGAUGCUGGUGGACCUCUGGUCUGCAACGGGGAGUUGCAGGGCAUCAUGUCCUGGGGAUUCGGCUGGGCCCAAAAGGAUCACCCUAGCAUCUACACCAAGAUCUGCUCUCUGCUGUCCUGGAUCAAGAGCACCAUGGCUGCUAACUAGCUCAGACAGAACAACACUUUCCACUUGGGAACAUGGACUCUCCUCACUCUGCUGGGCCAGGACCUGGGCACAAAACCGAACUCACAUUCCAUACACAUGGUGAGACCAUCUCAGUGCUGGGAGGGGCAAUGCCACAGUAAGAUGGAAAGAGGUGCAAGAGAUGGCAAUAAAUCCAGCUGUCACCACA
This is a messenger RNA of Trachemys scripta elegans, 949 nucleotides long. Its product is annotated as trypsin-2-like. Bases 1 to 762 code for a protein of 253 amino acids. Gene Ontology annotation, biological process: proteolysis. Gene Ontology annotation, molecular function: serine-type endopeptidase activity. NCBI's taxonomy places the organism in Eukaryota, Metazoa, Chordata, Testudines, Emydidae. The transcript is spliced from 5 exons. The record is from RefSeq and is a predicted model, not a curated record.